CUUUUUAAGGCUGCCGGUGACUUUGAGCAUACAGCAGAAAGUGCUGAAGACAACCCUGCUAUAGAAGAUCAAUUGCUGGGGGAGGCAGAAAGUGAGCAUGAAGAGGAUGAAGGAGAUUUGGAUCUCAGUGAGUCCACGUCAGAGGAACAAAAUCAGGAUGAAACCAAAUUCAGUAUUUCUAUUAGCGGAGAUGUUGAUGGGCUGAUUACUCAGGCUUUGCUGACUGGUAACUUCGAAGGAGCAGUUGAUCUUUGCUUGUACGAUAAUCGAAUGGCAGAUGCCAUCAUAUUAGCAAUAGCUGGGGGUCAGGAACUUCUAGCUAAGACACAAAAGAAAUACUUUGCCAAAACAAAGAGCAAGAUCACCAGGUUGAUAGAUGCUGUAGUGACACGAGAUUGGAAAGAGAUUCUACAGUCAUGUGAUCUUCAGAACUGGAAGGAAGCUUUGGCUGCCUUGUUGACCUAUGCGAGGUCUGAUGAAUUUGCUGCACUUUGUGACUUCUUGGGCACACGGUUGGAGAAUGAGGGGGAUAUCAGCCUUCAGUCCCAAGCCUGCCUGUGCUAUAUCUGCGCUGGUAAUGUGGAGAAGCUUGUAGCCUGUUGGGAUAGAGCUCAGAAUGGCAACUCGCCUCUUGCUCUUCAGGUUAGUGCCAUUGAGAUUUUUG
Molecule: messenger RNA, 664 nt
Organism: Rhincodon typus (whale shark)
Lineage: Eukaryota; Metazoa; Chordata; Chondrichthyes; Orectolobiformes; Rhincodontidae
Product: protein transport protein Sec31A-like
Exons: 5
Biological process (GO): COPII-coated vesicle cargo loading; endoplasmic reticulum to Golgi vesicle-mediated transport; endoplasmic reticulum organization
Cellular component (GO): endoplasmic reticulum exit site; COPII vesicle coat
Molecular function (GO): structural molecule activity
Source: RefSeq, a predicted model, not a curated record